This is a messenger RNA of Blastomyces gilchristii SLH14081, 3907 nucleotides long. RefSeq names its product mitochondrial intermediate peptidase. Gene Ontology annotation, cellular component: mitochondrion. Bases 384 to 2783 code for a protein of 799 amino acids. The record is from RefSeq and is a predicted model, not a curated record. The transcript has a single exon. Gene Ontology annotation, biological process: peptide metabolic process. Lineage: Eukaryota; Fungi; Ascomycota; Eurotiomycetes; Onygenales; Ajellomycetaceae. Gene Ontology annotation, molecular function: metalloendopeptidase activity.
GCAGCCUCUGUCAAUCGAUUAGAUUUGUAGUAGAUUUGGUGAAGUGCGCAUACGCAUACCUGCUAGAAAUAGUAGACGCAAGGAAUAUGCGGCAGAAAACGAAGAUUGCUGUCCAAUUGGCAUUCAACAAUGCGUGGAAGCAAAAGGCGAAGCCCAAUAUUGAUGGAUGUUGGUGGACUGACGUUGCAGGAAAAAAGUUCCCCGUCCCGGUCCCGGCCCGAACUGGCGAUCGCCUGAUUCCGGGAACAUGAAAGACAACAGAAAAUCAAUAUUGACCCCAAAACCUCUUUGCUUGACAACGUCCCCCUUCCAGCAUCCCACCUUGUCCUCGCCCCGCAUUGUUCUAUUUCCUUUUGACAAGCUGGUGAUACCGCUCUCGGAAGAUGCUUAAGAUCUUCCGGCGGCGGCCAUGGACCUGUCGACGAUGCGUGUUACAGCAGCAUCGCGUACAUCCCAACCGCCGCAUCCACAACAAUGCCGCCUCAGGUAUCAUAAAAGACGUGCAGGAUUAUACCGUUGCUGGCAACGAAGCCGCGAAGCGCCACGAUGAUAAUACCCUACGUAUGAUAUUUGAUUCGCAGCCGUUCUGGCGGGAAUUCUCGCGUCGGAAGGGCGGCUCUUCGUCAGGGCUGUUGCAAAAUCAAUACCUCAAAUCCCCGGAAGGUUUCUUGAAGUUUGCCUCCGUUUCGCUGCAGAAAUGCCAGGAAAUUAUGGCCAAGGUACUUGAGGUAUCAACCCUUGAUGGACAUAAGAGGGUGGCAAGGGAUCUUGACCGCCUCAGCGACUUACUUUGUCGGGUGAUAGAUAUGGCCGAUUUUAUGCGGUCAAACCACCCGGAUCCCGCCAUUCAAGAUGCCGCGACACAGGCAUACUCAAUCAUAUUCGAAUAUAUGAACGUUCUGAAUACCGAAACUCGUCUUAAUGAUAUACUCAACCGGGCUUUGUCGGACCCUGAAAUAUCCUCCCAGUGGAGCCAAGAGGAGAAGGUCACGGCCGAGAUGCUAAUUAGGGAUUUUACGAAAUCUGGUAUCCAUCUACCCCCGGAGAAGAAAAAACGGUUCGUCGAGCUAUGUAAUAGUAUCAGUGAUGCGGGCUUUAGGUUUGUGCACGGCAUGGAACCCAAAGUUGGCAGGUUAUCUUUCGACAAAAAUAACCUACGAGGGAUGGAUCCUACACUCUUGGAGAAGUUGCGUAGGUGGUCAAACGUCCAAAUCCCAAUCGAUGGCAUGGCGCCGAAUAUAGCUUUAAAAUCUGUUCACGACGAGAAUACUAGAAAGCAGAUCUAUCUUACAUCUCGGAAGAGCUCGAACGCGCAAAUCCACCGUUUGACGCGGCUGCUAGAAUUGAGAGCUGAGUUAGCUCAAUUGACUGGUUACCCAAGCUACGCUCACAUGGCGAUGAGUGACAAAAUGGCCAAAAGCCCAGAGGCUGUUAAGAAAUUUCUCUUGGCCUUGAAUUCUAAAAAUCGCGAGCUCACCCAGAAAGAGAUUGGGAAAUUGGAUGCGAUAAAAAUGGAGGAUUAUACAGCGUUAAAAGGGGACAAGCCCCCAUUUUCUCCCUGGGACCAUUCCUACUACGUUGAGAAAUAUGCUGCGAGGCAUGACGUCUCCAGGAAAUCGCGCGCGAUCAGCCUAUUCGCCACAUUCUUUUCAUUGGGAACUGUUAUGCAGGGGCUCUCUCGGCUUUUUGCCAGACUCUAUGGCGUCCGUCUCGUUCCAAAGGAAACGUCUCCUGGAGAGACUUGGAACCCAGAUGUUCGACGCUUAGAUGUCCUAGACGAAUCCAAUAACCAUCUUGCAGUCAUUUAUUGUGAUCUUUUUUCAAGACCGGGCAAGAGCCCGAACCCAACCCACUUCACUCUCCGGUGCUCUCGCGCGAUAUCUGCCGAAGAGAUUUCAGAAGCGGCAAUGUCGGCUGAUAUACAUCCCAACGAUGGCAUGGCCACGGCUAUACGACCAGGAACAAAUACUCUCUAUCAGCUCCCAACAAUCGCACUAAUUUGCGACUUCUCGAACCCCUCCCCCAGCGGCUCUGAGCCUUCGCUCCUCUCGAAACACAGCGUCCAAACCCUGUUUCAUGAAAUGGGUCACGCCAUCCACUCUGUGCUGGCCCGUACUGAUUUCCAAACCAUCUCCGGCACUCGCUGCGCAACGGAUUUCGUCGAACUCCCAUCCGUCAUUAUGGAAAGCUUCGCCAUGGCCCCGGAAGUGCUCUCGCUCUAUGCCCGCCAUUGGGAGACCAACAAGCCCCUUCCUGAAGACAUGAUCCAAACCAUGCGCCUAAAUCACGAGAAUUAUGAGAGUAUACAAGGUGCCAUGGACAACGAAGCGCAGAUAAUGAUGGCCCUACUAGACCAAGCUUAUCACGACGCCAGCCCGCUCCAGCCAGGUUUCGAUACCACUCAAAUCUUCCACGCCCUUUACUCACAACAUGCCACAAUCUUCGACCCCGUCGACUCCCAGACAACUUGGCAAGGUUACUUUGGCCACCUUUUCCACUACGGCGCCAGCUACUACAGUUAUCUUUUUGACCGUGCCAUCGCCAGCAAGCUGUGGUCUGAAACCUUCCAAGAAGGAAAGCUGGCGACCGACCGAGAGGCAGGAGAAAAAUUCAAAAACGAGGUUUUGCGAUGGGGUGGAGGAAGGGAUGGGUGGCGAUGUGUCGCUGGUGUUCUCGGUGAUCAACACCCAGCGAACGUGAAUGGGAAACUGGCCGAGGGUGGUGAAGACGCCAUGCUUGAAGUUGGAUUGUGGGGCCUUGGACAGAGUCGUUCAGAUAUGUGAGCAGAUAUUUAAAUUUAGUUUCCGUGUUGGCUAUGCCAUAUAUAUAUACAUAUGCACAUAUAUUUUGCUUCCUUUGAUCCGAUAUCCUCACAGACCUUGGUACUACCCUCUCCUACCAUAUACACCGGGCAACUCCGCUGCCUCCUCCUCACCAGCCUAUUCGAACACGGACAGACGAGGACAGCCCGCCUAAUCAGCGAAACGGGGCAUUGUACCUCGUUCUCAUGGAAAACACGCUUUGUAUACUCGUAUACAAGAGCAAACCAACGCUGUGGCAUCGACUGAAGUUCGCCGCCCACCGAACACGUAUGCUCCUAUGGUGGUAGCGGGAUUACAUCACAGGUACUAUACAACGGGACCUCGUACCUGUGUUCCUCCUCACCGCGUAUCCAUCUAUCAUGUCUAAGGUCUAGGUCGUCCUAUAUUUUAGAUUCUAGAACAAGGGCCAGAAUAAGCGGUGUAAAUUUUUGGGUAUCAAUCAGUUGUAGAUUAAAAUGUACAAAAUUAGAAAUUAUUCACCAAUUCUAAGAGGCGCUCAAUAAACAGUGAAUGGGCCGUCUGCCGACAAUAAUUAUUUCCGUGCUUGGGGGCCAUUGACUCUCCGUAGGUACGAAGCAAGGAUAAGGGGAGGUAUGGGGCUUUCGUGGUCAGCUAGACUUGAAGGACAGUCAGUUUUUACACGAAGGUGCACUAGGGGCGAGACAUAUGCUACCGAAGCAGCACAACCUCCACAGAAAGGCCCUAGCAGAGACAUAGUUGAGGAAGAGAAUGGUGGUAAAUCCUCUUAGACACAAAUACUACAAGAAAUCCCUUACGAAGACAUGAUAAGCGCGCACUCUUUAAUGCGUUCGUUCCUCUUAUUCUCUGUCGUGAGCUACUACCCCUUACGAGUAUGGCGCAAAACUCCGUUAAAGUCAUCCACAGAGACUCCAGAUACUACCCCAGAUCUGGAUCAAGCACCGUAUUGCCAUUAAUACUGUUGACACAGGCUAUAUGAGCGCUGCAUCGGAGUUCCGGCAGGAGGACGGAUGUCCCAUUGGCUUUGAGGACGGCGCGGCCAGGGUUCUGUGGCCUAUUUAUUGCAGUUGGAAUAAAAGACGAAGCGAUAGUUUGGGGUAGAUUCC